AACUCGAUUAAUCGAGAAGUAAUCGGACAUCACUAUUUGUGUCUCGACGACGUCAAUAGAUUUUUUAAAACUUCGUUUUAUGGGUGGUACAAAUUUUGCCAAAAAAAGUGAUACAGUAAUUAGUAAACUUGUAGAAUACCGCUUGCGAAUAAGUGUUUUACAAGUAGGCACCAUUUGUGUUAAUACGCUUGAAAGCUACUCUUAGCAAAAUGCCUCGCGUCAACUUUACCCGAACGGAUCGGAUAGCGCAGAUGUCUCAACAAGAACAGCUCAUCGCACAGAAAAGGCAACAAAUUUUGGAAAAACAACGUACACUGCAAAUGGCUAAGCAGAUAGUUGCUGAGGCCAGUAAAAAUAAUGCAAGUGUUGAUGAGAAUGAGACGGAUAAGUCGAAUGCAUUGAAAAUUCCAUUUAACAAUGAUGGAUCGUUCUUGGAGAACUUUAAAAAGUUAAGUGAAAAGUUUGCUAAAACUAACGAGGAUCAAAAUAAACGAGCGGCAGAGGAUGAGCCUUCCAAUAGCGAGAAAAAGAUGAAAACUGAAGAACCAGUGCAAAUUCCAAUUCUUCCACCACCUCCACCACCUGCACCACCUGCUCCACCCACAAUGCCAACUGUUCCUGCGGAAUUAGUAUAUGCUUCUUACUACAACAUGUCGCAUCCUCCGCCAAUGAUGGCACUAUUGCAACCUGCCCCGCUGCCACCCCCUAUCCCUGAAAUCGUAACUGAGGCACCCGUACGAACUGAAGAAGCACAAGAAAUGCCACGAGAUAUGAGUUCUCUACAGCCACAGGUUCAAAUACAACAGCCAACAUUAGAACAGGUUCCUGAAGUGGGCGCCAAUUGUAAAGUAUUUUCAGAGAAUGAUAAAUUACCAACGACAGUUGAAGAGUUAGUAGAAUUGGUUGCCGAUAUCGGUGAUGUUUAUGAAGAAAAAUUAAGUUCACGUAAAAAUGAAUUGCAUCCAUCGCUUUGGUUCUUGUUUGACAGACAGUCAGAGGCUUACAGAAAUUAUCGACAUAUGAUUGUAGCAAGGUUAUUCAAGACUGCUGGAAUUGAGCACGCUUUACCACCACCACCGCAACCAUUCCGUUGUACGGAACCGUCAGCUGCCGUAACUGCCCCGACAGAUGACUCCAAGUAUGAUCCAGAGGACGUUCUGGACGACACCAACAUUGACGAUGACGCUCAAGCUCUAGUUCUAGAAGAGCAAGCGGCAAAUGAUGAGCCGAUUCAAAUGCAGCCUAAUUACUAUGGUGACGAGAAGCAUUUUUAUGAUGAUAAAUCUACGACAGAAACCGAUUCCGACACGGAAUUUGUACGAGAAGCUCGUAAACGUAAUUUGAAAAACUUGAAACGGAAAACUAUGAACGCUGGUAACGUGCGAGAAGAUACGUCAACCGAUACGGAUGAUGAUUUUGGUGAGUCCUCAGAGGGUAAACAGGACUCGCAUAGUGAAAAGGCGGGUAAUUCAAGUGGUGGUGGUGGAAAAAUUGCUCGACAGAAACAUAGAAAAAAAUCACGCUGGGGUGAUCAGAUGGAAAGUGCGGAUGGCCCAGAUUUUGCAGGGGAUGAUAAAGGAUCAGCGGAUGGGUCGCAUAACAGCACUACAGCCAAUUCUGAACUACCUUCUAGCUCUUAUGGUAGCGUUCCACCUCAGCAGCAUCCAAACUCUCGAUUAAAUCCAGGUUUGUUGCAAUUUGUUUUUCAAUGUUUCGGUACUGUGGAUGUUAGUCCUGAAAGUUGGAAGCAAGCAGAGGAGCAUUUUAGAAUUCGUUUAUUGUACGAGGAUAUGUCUAGUAAGAUUCAGUUACAUGAACGAUUCGCUAGCAAUCAAUUGAUGAGUAACGGCGGUAGCGAACAAUUAGAUACCGAACAGGAUCAUAUUCUAAAUGCAGACAAAAUGAAUGCUGUUCUAUUAUGGAUAAACGAGAUAACAAAAUUGUAUGAGCGUUCUGGUUCUGCGAGUUUGGAGUCGUUUUUGAUGCGGGAUGAAUAUGAAAGCUUCAUGUGUAAAUUUCGAAAGCUUUCUGACGGCCAACCAACUUUCGAAGAUUAUAAAAAAAUAAAACUAGAACAAGCGAAAAUAGUUUCAACUAAUUCUCGUGGAGAAUAUAGCUCAACGGAUUCGGAGUUCGCAGGAAAUAAAACUAAGCCAGAAACAUUCGAUGAGCCAAAUCAGGCAGGUUCCACCGUAAACGACAAUGAGUCAAAUGCUAAACGUCGCAAAAGCCGCUGGGGUGAUCAGGUUGCUAUACAAGCCGUUUCAAACUCAACGCCUAAUUGUGCUACACCCUCACAAGCAUCUGGUCCUUCGUCAUCACAUUAUCAACCAGCUAAAUUGAGCACUUUGGGUCGCAGUGACCCGGCUUUGUUAGCUUACGUUCGUCAGAAUUUCGGUACAACCAAUCUCUCGGAAGAAGACUGGCGGAAGGCGGAAGAUCAUUACAAAAUUAAUUUGCUCUACCAGGACAUGCUGCGGAAACGGCAAGAAAUUGACCGUUUGGCUGCAAGUGGAAAGUUCAAGUAUGAGUACGAUUCGGACGAGGACACGACUGGAGGGACCUGGGAGCAUAAACUUCGUUCGCAAGAAAUGGAAGCCACACAACUUUGGGCUAACGAGCUCACGAAGAAGUCGGAAGGAAAGCAUCAUAUUGGUGAUUUUUUGCCGCCUGAAGAGUUGCGCAAAUUCAUGGAAAAAUACGACGCACAAAAGAACAAUCGGCAGCCCAAUUUAAGUGAUUACAAAGAGUACAAGCUCAAGGAAGAUAACGUGGGAUUCCAAAUGCUGCAAAAAUUAGGCUGGAAGGAAGGUCAAGGGCUAGGAGCUGAUGGCAGUGGUAUCGUUGAUCCGAUUAACAAAGCAUCGCAGCGUGAUAAUAACCAAGGGUUGGGUGUUACACCGACAGACAAUCCAGAGGUAGACGAUAACGAGUACGAUGCAUAUCGUAAGCGUAUGAUGCUUGCAUACCGAUUUCGACCAAAUCCACUGAAUAAUCCCCGCAGGGCAUAUUAUUGAAUUUCAUCAAUAUACACACGAUUACACCUGCGAGACUGGUGUACUACUGAUGCUGAUCGGCAAUAAUCUGCGGCAUAAAAGGUGACGGUAGCAGCGUACGCAAAUUGAGUUACUCUGAAUUGUUCCUGGCGAGGGAAAUGCGUCAACCUGUCGAAUAUAUUUUGAAUGAGCGAAGCAUUUGGCAUUCGUGGGGGUCGUUAACCGUUUAUUUUCAAAUAUGAUUUUGCCGCAGAUAAUUGAUUUGAUUCUACCAGCAUUGCCUUUGCUGGCGUAACGACGCAUUAAAUACUAUUAAUAUCUGAUAAAUAGUUAGUUGGAAUAAACGUUUAAAAGAACCAACAUAAA
Molecule: messenger RNA, 3362 nt
Organism: Wyeomyia smithii (pitcher-plant mosquito)
Lineage: Eukaryota; Metazoa; Arthropoda; Insecta; Diptera; Culicidae
Exons: 7
Coding region: 210-3017 (935 amino acids)
Biological process (GO): RNA processing
Cellular component (GO): nucleoplasm
Molecular function (GO): RNA binding
Source: RefSeq, a predicted model, not a curated record